Nannospalax galili (Upper Galilee mountains blind mole rat) is the source of this 1709-nucleotide messenger RNA. RefSeq names its product histone H2B type 2-F. The coding region runs from base 58 to 438 and encodes 126 amino acids. Gene Ontology annotation, cellular component: nucleosome. Lineage: Eukaryota; Metazoa; Chordata; Mammalia; Rodentia; Spalacidae. The record is from RefSeq and is a predicted model, not a curated record. Gene Ontology annotation, molecular function: DNA binding; protein heterodimerization activity; structural constituent of chromatin. The transcript has a single exon.
GUAGUCGUUCACUGCUUCUUCUCGUUCGUGUUGCUGCUUCUUUGAUCUCGGAGAAAAAUGCCUGAUCCGGCGAAAUCUGCUCCGGCUCCCAAGAAGGGCUCUAAGAAGGCGGUCACCAAGGUGCAGAAGAAGGACGGCAAGAAGCGCAAGCGCAGCCGUAAGGAGAGCUAUUCGGUGUACGUAUACAAGGUGCUGAAGCAGGUACACCCCGACACCGGCAUCUCAUCCAAGGCCAUGGGCAUCAUGAACUCCUUCGUCAACGACAUCUUCGAGCGCAUUGCGGGCGAGGCGUCGCGUCUGGCGCAUUACAACAAGCGCUCGACCAUCACGUCCCGGGAGAUCCAGACAGCCGUCCGCCUGCUGCUGCCCGGGGAGCUGGCCAAGCACGCUGUGUCCGAAGGCACCAAGGCGGUCACCAAGUACACCAGCUCCAAGUAAGGGUGCACAAGCGACUUGACUGAUUUCAACCCAAAGGCUCUUUUCAGAGCCACUUAAGCUGUCGUAAGAAAGGGCUGUAAGCACUAAGGGUCUGUUAGCGUUAGGCCUCAGGGAGCUCUGAUUAGAGGACUGCCACAUCAAUUUCGUUUGAGGCUAAAGUGGGAUUUAAUAUAGUGAAGGUAGAAAGACCCCUGCUGAAGUAUAAGAAAUGCUUUUCUUUUAUUUGACCCCUCAAGUUCUGUCCUAGCUGGCUUCCUUGUAAGUGGCUUCACCAAGGAAUUGCUCCCCUAUUCUGGGACAUUUUCAAAUACCUAGAGUGCCUAUUAUUGCACGACACGGGGAGGGAUGCUGCUGGCAUCUAGUGGGUAGAAGCCAGUACUGCUGAGAAGCAUCCUAUAAUGCACUGGUAAUCUUCAGCUAAAUAAUUCGGGGCUCAGACCUCAAUCAUUGGGAUCAACUUCAACCUGUUCAGCCUAGGUUUUUGCUUGCUGGUUGAUGAAAGCUGAACAUUUUUUUUUUUUUUUUGAGACAGUCUCUGUAGGCCCAGCUGGCCUGGAACUCAAUAUGUAGAUCAGGCUGACCAAGAUCCCAACAGAUCUACCAGCCUCUGCCUCCUGAGUGCUGGGAUUAAAGGUGUGCGCCAUUACACCCUGCAAGAUAAUCAGCCCCUUUGUAGAAAUGUUUUGUCUGAAUUAUUUUAAGUACCUAAACUCAUUGUCAUAUCUUCAUAUUGGCAUCAAAAUAGACAGGUAGUAGAAACCAGAAUGACGUGUAUGUGUGUGUGUGUGUAUAACAGUUUUAGGGCUACCCCCAGAGUUAACUUCUGAUCUCCAUGUGCACGCACACACAUACAGGCAUACACAUGCACACAAAUAAAUACACAAUUAUAUACAUAGAAUGUGAUUUUAAGAUUACUAGGAGAGUUCACCACAGCAAAACUUGAAUUCCAAUCCUUUGUCUACAGAAAAAUAGUCACGAUGUUUGCUUCAUUUGUUUAACAAAGCUUAUUUCUUAUUUGUGAUCAUUGGGAUGUGUUUAUGAGGGAAAGGUUCAUAACUGAGAACUUUCUGGAAAUUUUUUAUGGUGAGGAGAAAGUAGAGUUGCAUAGAUUAGAAAAGCAAGGUAAAACACUGUGUCAAUUCUUCCUGUCAUGAAGAAAUGUAUUUGAAAUUAUAAGCAUAGGUUGAGUCACACAGAUUGAAUUGACAGCCCCUUACAACUCGGAUAUGUCAAGGUAGCUAAUUAUAUGUGAAGACCCUCCCAGCAGUGUU